ACUAAGCUGGCCGGUUUUGGUGUUCUAGAAUCUUCCGUCGCGGAAGUUCUCUAGGGUUUCGCUAUCCACUUCUUCUCAGACAGUCAUCAAUUCCGACGAUCAUCUUACCAUUUCGUGUCGGCGUCGAUUUUCCGGUUUCGAGCAAGCAAUGGCGACUGCACCGCUUUCUUCUGCUGCAUCCUCGAUUUCAGCGAAUAGGUUUGCUACAUUUGAAGGUCUUAGAGGUACGAGUGUGGCGAAGGCAUCUUCAUUUUUGCCGCUGAAGUGGAAUGGGCAUCGCGUUAGGUCAUUUCCUGGCCUAGCUGUCAAGGCUGUCACAACUGUUGCUCCGAAGUACACUGCUCUAAAGCCGUUGGGCGACAGAGUUUUGGUCAAAAUCAAUACGGCAGAGGAGACGACUUCGGGUGGUAUAUUACUACCCGCAUCAGCACAAACAAAGCCUCAAGGGGGCGAGGUGGUUGCUGUCGGAGAGGGCCGAACUCUAGGAAAAAAGAAAGUCGACAUUUCCAUAAAGUCCGGAACCCAAGUGGUGUACUCAAAAUACGCCGGAACAGAAGUGGAGUUCGACGGCGCAAAUCAUCUAAUUCUUAAAGAGGAUGACAUUAUCGGCGUUCUUGAAUCCGACGACGUCAAACACUUGAAGCCUCUCAACGAUAGGGUUCUCAUAAAGGUCGCCGAGGCUGAAGAAAGAACUCCCGGCGGACUAUACCUAACCGAUUCAAGCAAGGAGAAGCCGUCAAUCGGCACAGUUGUCGCAGUCGGGCCGGGCCUCCUCGACGACGAGGGCAACCGAAAGGCAUUAUCGGUAGUGCCAGGUAACACGGUUUUGUACUCAAAAUAUGCAGGAAAUGAGUUCAAGGGCGGGGAUGGGUCCGAAUACAUAGCUCUGCGAGUCUCGGAUGUUAUCGCCGUACUGUCUUGAAUGUCCUCCCGGCGACCCUCCGGACAUUGCGGCGCGAUAAUGGAACCGGUCGGAACUGGACCACCACUACCUUGUACACCUCUUCUGAGUGAGUAUAAUUAAUUUUGCGAAUUAGGCUGUCUUCUUAUCUGAAGGAUUUUUGCGAAAUGGAAUAAGAGCUUGUGAGGCUGUUGGGAAGUGUAUUUGUUUCCAAGGUUUUUUAGAAUUUGAAUGAAUUUCUAAAACUAUAGACGAAAUUUUACUUUCGAUCUCAUUUCAUCAAAAUGUUUUCAGUCCAACAGUACAAAAAUAUACAAUUCCAAAAAUGGAGUAUAAAAUAUGAUUGUAUCAUUAUAUUUUUAUAAUGGAAAUGCUUUUAUA
Molecule: messenger RNA, 1282 nt
Organism: Andrographis paniculata
Lineage: Eukaryota; Viridiplantae; Streptophyta; Magnoliopsida; Lamiales; Acanthaceae
Product: 20 kDa chaperonin, chloroplastic-like
Exons: 6
Coding region: 149-922 (257 amino acids)
Biological process (GO): positive regulation of superoxide dismutase activity
Cellular component (GO): chloroplast; mitochondrial matrix
Molecular function (GO): protein-folding chaperone binding; transition metal ion binding; protein folding chaperone
Source: RefSeq, a predicted model, not a curated record